GGUUAAGUUGAGGCCGUAAAAGAGAGAGUAUUUUGACUUCACCCAACCCAUCUAGGGUUUUUUCACCGCGGAAAAGCACGUCGACCACUAUUUUUCAACAAACGUGGCAUAAGCACUUACGACUUACUAGUAUUAAUCAAUCAAUAAAAAAAGAAAAACCAAAAUAAUCGUCAUUGGUAGUGGUCGUUAACAGAAAUGGUGGAUUCAGAGCGAAUCCAAAACCCAUGGAUGGCUUCGGAUCAAACUUCACUUCAAAUGAAUCCCAACGCUACACAACGCUUUUCUCCUCCUCCGCCCCAAUUAACAUCAAAUAAUGAUAAAUUAGGGAUUGCAGAACGUGCUACCUCUGCCGCCGGCGCCGCCUUCCUCUCCGCCGUUAUUGUCAAUCCCCUCGAUGUUGCCAAGACAAGGUUGCAAGCACAAGCUGCAGGGGUUGCUUAUUCUCAUCCACUUAGUAAUAUGAUCAGUCGAAUGUCUUGUUUUGGGCCAAAUAUGAUGUUUGCUGAUUUAAGAUGUUCUCCAUCAUGUACUCGGGCUGGAUUCCAUGGCACGGUAUCACUUUGUCCUCCCGAUUGUUUUCGGUACAAAGGAACACUGGAUGUCAUUUCUAAAAUUAUACAACAGGAAGGAUUUACUAGGCUAUGGAGAGGCACAAACGCAGGGUUGGCACUUGCAGUACCGACUGUUGGAAUUUACCUUCCUUGCUACGACAUAUUCCGAAACUGGUUCGAGGAAUUCACAGCCAAAAGUGCUCCAACCGCAACUCCAUACGUACCUUUAGUGGCUGGUUCAUUGGCACGCUCAUUGGCUUGUGCAACUUGUUAUCCUAUUGAACUUGCCCGAACUCGCAUGCAGGCAUUUAAAGAGACUCAAAUCGAUAAAAAGCCACCUGGUGUAUUCAAGACUUUACUAGGUGUUGUCUCCAAUGGCAAGGGCACAAAUAGUCCUCCGAACAGCUUGCAAGGUUAUCGUGUCCUGUGGACUGGCAUGGGUGCACAACUUGUUCGUGAUGUACCAUUCUCUGCGAUUUGUUGGUCAACACUCGAGCCCACUAGAAGAAAACUUAUUAGUUUGGUUGGAGGCAAUGAUGCCAGUCUAUUGAGUGUUCUUGGCGCAAAUUUUUCAGCUGGAUUUGUUGCAGGAACUCUCGCUGCUGGAGCUACAUGUCCACUAGAUGUUGCAAAAACUCGAAGGCAGAUAGAGAUGGAUCCUAUAAGAGCAUUGAAGAUGACUACAAGACAGACACUGAUGGAAAUUUGGAGAGAUGGGGGCUUCAAAGGACUUUUUACUGGUUUUGGUCCGCGAGUUGGUCGAGCUGGCCCCUCCGUAGGAAUUGUGGUUUCAUUUUAUGAAGUUGUAAAGUUUGCCCUAAAUCACCGGUACACAACAUCAUGAUCAGGUCCUUGUUGUGGAUAUCUUUUUAUUGCCGAAGCGAUUUUUUGUCGAGAACCUCUGGAUACUGAACAGCUAGUUUUUGUGUGGAAAGGAAGCCAUUCCAGUCCAUUUCUGAUCAUGAACUAACUAAUUUUCUUGAAUAUGAAAAUAACCAGUAUAGGAAAUGCUCCUAACCUAAUAUAGGUUUUUUGUUUUCUCUGCCUUUGACCAGCAGAGUUCAAUUUUGUUACAAUUGGGAUUUUCCCAAGAGGAAAUUUUGAAUAAAUUUUUGGUUAUUCCCAAAUCACAUUACACUUGGCUGUGUAUACGAACUGGGAAUGUUAACUGAAUUAUUGUUUCUGUAUACUAAAUUUUUGUGUGAAGCUACUGUUCUGUUCUUGGGAGAAACAAUAGAGUUAAUUUUUGUGAAGCUA
Molecule: messenger RNA, 1808 nt
Organism: Cicer arietinum (chickpea)
Lineage: Eukaryota; Viridiplantae; Streptophyta; Magnoliopsida; Fabales; Fabaceae
Source: RefSeq, a predicted model, not a curated record